GGGAGAGAAGAGGGCCCUUAGAUGGGGGAGUUCUGGGGUGCACAGGAUCCAGCCCAUGGGACACACCGUUCCCCAUAUUCACCACGUUUAUAUGGUGGUUAUAUUUUGUAUAAAGCCUUGUGAGGUGGGCUUUGAAAAGUCAUAAUCCGCUGAACAUCGCUGUCCUGUUACAGCGUGUGUAUCGACAUUGUAUAGGGAGUUAUGAGAUUUGGCUGUACGAUUGUUACUGAUGUGUUAUCGUUCUGGGCACCACUCACAAGCCACUUUCCCAGGGACGAAGACACACGGGCUUGCCAGCAACGUGUUAGAGCCAUGACCUGUCGAACCGGACAUUCAACAGAAGGGGAGACGGGCUGGAGAAAGGCAAUUACGUUUGCAGAGUACGUACGUCAUGGAACCGCAUGAGCCAGCAAGGACUUUUCCAGUGAAAAGGGUUCGGAUAUAAGAGAGGCUCCCUCUCCUCCCCCAUCUCUACCCACGGGAUCAAAAACCCAUCAGGGAACUGGGAGGACUGGUCCGAACUGGCCGCUUUCCACUUAGCAGGGACAGCUGCAAGUUAUGGGCUGCCUGUUGCUCGGAUCCGGGGGCCCCCCUGCAGCAUGGCGCAGCCACGCGGGGUCAACAGCCUGCGCUUCAACCAGGACCAGAGCUGCUUCUGCUGCGCGAUGGAGUCCGGGGUGCGAAUCUACAAUGUGGAGCCGCUCAUGGAGAAAGGGCACCUGGAUCACGAGCAGGUCGGCAGCGUGGCCCUGGUCGAGAUGCUGCAUCGAUCCAACCUCUUGGCCAUUGUAGGGGGAGGAGGGAACCCCAAAUUCUCAGAGAUCUCAGUGCUGAUCUGGGACGACGCCCGCGAGGGGAAGGGAGGCAAAGACAAGCUGGUUCUGGAAUUCACCUUCACCAAACCUGCCCUGGCCGUGCGCCUGAGACACGACAAGAUCAUCAUUGUGCUGAGGAACCGGAUUUACGUUUAUUCCUUCCCGGAGAAUCCCACCAAGCUCUUCGAGUUCGACACGCGGGACAACCCCAAAGGGCUCUGCGAUCUCUGUCCCAGUCUGGAGAAGCAGCUGCUGGUGUUCCCCGGGCACAAGUGUGGCAGCCUGCAGCUGGUGGACCUGUCGAGCACCCAGCCGGGCACCUCGUCGGCACCGUUCACCAUCAACGCCCACCAGGGCGAGAUCGCCUGCGUCUCCCUCAACCAGCCGGGCACCGUGGUGGCGUCGGCCUCCCGCCAGGGCACCCUCAUCCGCCUCUUCGACACCCAGAGCAAGGAGAAGCUGGUGGAGCUGCGCCGGGGCACGGACCCCGCCACCCUGUACUGCAUCAACUUCAGCCACGACUCGUCUUUUCUCUGCGCGUCGAGCGACAAGGGGACAGUUCACGUCUUCGCCCUGAAGGACACGCGCCUCAACCGCCGCUCCGCGCUGGCGCGCGUGGGCAAGGUGGGCCCGGUGAUCGGCCAGUACGUGGACUCGCAGUGGAGCCUGGCCAGCUUCACGGUGCCAGCGGAGUCGGCCUGCGUCUGUGCCUUCGGCCGCAGCUCCGCCAAGACCGUCAACUCCGUCAUUGCGAUCUGCGUGGACGGCACCUUCCACAAAUACGUCUUCACGCCUGAUGGCAACUGCAACCGCGAGGCCUUUGACGUCUACCUGGACAUCUGCGACGACGACGACUUCUGAGCCCCCUCCCACCGGAGCCCCCACCCGAGGCUGGAAUCGCGGGGGGGUCAUGGACUUCUAGCCGUGGGAACAUUAAACUCCAGCUAUGAGAUCCACCACCCCUCCCACUCUCGCCUGGCAUCGAGAUGCAGCCACCUCUAGGGUGGAGCAACAGCUGCACAUAACAUUGCACUGGAAGGGCUCACCCAGUGCUGAGCUGCAGCUCAGUUUGAAUCAGCUGGGGCGUGACGGGAAUUGUAUCCAGACUCCCUGGUUUCACACUCAGCUGCCUGGAGGGGAAAUAGCCUGGCUUUUACUCUCUGCUGCUGUUCCCUUCACCUACAGACACACCCCAGCCUCAGUCGCAUUGUAAUACGCUGUUACCCCCCCCCCCAUUCACCCGCUUGUGUAUGGUUAUAUUUUGUACAAAGUAUGCCUUGUGAGGUAUCAUUUGAAAAGCCAUAAUCUGCUGAA
Messenger RNA from Mauremys mutica (yellowpond turtle), 2129 nucleotides. RefSeq names its product WD repeat domain 45 (gene WDR45). Gene Ontology annotation, cellular component: extrinsic component of membrane; phagophore assembly site membrane; cytosol. Gene Ontology annotation, molecular function: protein binding; phosphatidylinositol-3,5-bisphosphate binding; phosphatidylinositol-3-phosphate binding. The coding region runs from base 600 to 1676 and encodes 358 amino acids. Lineage: Eukaryota; Metazoa; Chordata; Testudines; Geoemydidae. Gene Ontology annotation, biological process: protein localization to phagophore assembly site; autophagy of mitochondrion; nucleophagy. The transcript is spliced from 11 exons. The record is from RefSeq and is a predicted model, not a curated record.